AUGGAGAAGGGAAGCUGCAGCACUGUGUCUGAGUUCAUCCUCCUGGGAUUGUCAGACCCCCCUGAGCUGAGUGUCUUCCUCUCCCUGGUGUUCCUUCUCAUCUAUGGAGUCACAGUGAUGGGCAACCUGGGCAUGAUCACAGUGACCCAGGCCAGCUCUCAGCUUCACACCCCCAUGUACUUUUUCCUAUGCCACUUGUCCCUUGUGGAUUUCUGUUACUCCACCAUUAUUUUGCCUAAGUUGCUUGCAAAUAUCUUAGUCAAGGAAAAAGCCUUUUCCUUCCAGGGGUGUAUGGUACAAUUCUACUUGUUUUGCACAUAUGUGGUCACUGGGGUCAUCCUGCUGGCUGUGAUGGCCUAUGACCACUUUUUGGCCAUCUAUUACCCACUGCUGUACAUGGUUAUCAUGUCCAGGAAGCUGUGUGUGGGACUGGUUUUGGUCUGUGGAACAGUGCAUUCUCUGAUUCACAUGUGUUUAGCUCUUGAGAUCCCAACCUAUAGCUCAAAUGUGGUUAACCACUUCUGUGAUUUACCCCCUCUCUUAUCUCUUGCCUGCUCUGAUGUGUCUGUGAAUGAACUGGUGGUGUACAUUGUGACCACUUUAAAUGAGAUCAUUACCAUCAUGAUCAUCCUUACCUCCUAUUUGUUUAUUCCCAUCACCAUCCUGAGGAUGCGCUCUGCAGAGAGAAGGUGCAAAGCCUUUUUCACCUGUGCUUCCCAUUUCAUGGCUACCAUUGUCUUUCAUGGAACAAUCAUUUUCUUUUAUUGCAGACCCAGUUCUGACUAUAGUCUGGAAACUGAGAAAGUGACCACAGUGUUCUAUACUGUAGUGGUUCCCAUGCUGAACCCCCUGAUCUAUUAUAGCCUCAGGAACAAGGAUGUGAAAGCAGCUUUCAGGAAAAUGGUGGGCUUCAAAAUGUUUUAA
Molecule: messenger RNA, 924 nt
Organism: Choloepus didactylus (southern two-toed sloth)
Lineage: Eukaryota; Metazoa; Chordata; Mammalia; Pilosa; Megalonychidae
Product: olfactory receptor 5L1-like
Exons: 1
Coding region: 1-924 (307 amino acids)
Biological process (GO): sensory perception of smell; G protein-coupled receptor signaling pathway
Cellular component (GO): membrane
Molecular function (GO): odorant binding; olfactory receptor activity; G protein-coupled receptor activity
Source: RefSeq, a predicted model, not a curated record